GUGAUCUCGCGAGAUCAGAUCUCCUCCUCCUGCACUAGGUCAAGAUGUCGGAAUCGGAACUGGGAAGGAAGUGGGACCGGUGCCUGGCCGACUCCGCGCUGAAAUUCGGUGCUGGCCUUGGUUUGGGGAUCGUGUUUUCAGUGAUAUUUUUCAAAAGGAAGACCUGGCCCAUUGCAUUCUCCUCGGGUAUAGGUUUAGGAAUGGCCUAUUCCAACUGCCAGAAUGACUUCCAGUCUCCUUACCUUCUUCACGGCAAGUUUGUAAAGGAACAAUGAGCGUGUUGGAUCUGGCAGAGAGCAGCUGCAGAGCCUCCCAUCUGGAAUCCGGCACGGCACAGGACAGCCUGGAAGACUCUCGCUCCAGUCCUUGGCAGUAACUGCUUUCCCUGGCGCAGUGACCACACGCUUGCAGUUUCUUUGUUUUGUAUUUUCUGUCACAACAAUUAUGAGAAUAAAAAAGAAAAACCCCAAAAUGGGCUGUGCUCGA
Pelobates fuscus (common spadefoot toad) is the source of this 486-nucleotide messenger RNA. RefSeq names its product mitochondrial contact site and cristae organizing system subunit 10 (gene MICOS10). The coding region runs from base 45 to 275 and encodes 76 amino acids. The record is from RefSeq and is a predicted model, not a curated record. Gene Ontology annotation, cellular component: mitochondrial inner membrane; MICOS complex; mitochondrion. NCBI's taxonomy places the organism in Eukaryota, Metazoa, Chordata, Amphibia, Anura, Pelobatidae. The transcript has 4 exons.